Durusdinium trenchii is the source of this 2199-nucleotide messenger RNA. The record is from the annotation of a GenBank genome assembly. Lineage: Eukaryota; Dinophyceae; Suessiales; Symbiodiniaceae.
AUGUUGUUUGUCAGGCUCCCUUGGGCGCUUUGCGCAGUUCUCCCCACAGAUGUUUUGCCUCUGCCUUUGCACGUCCCCAACAAGACAUCGGUGAUGCGGCCCUCGCCAAUGCAGCAGCAGCAUUUCAUGUUAUCUCCGGAGGCGGCGUCGGCCUUUGGCGAAGCCGAAGCUGCGGGGAUGGAAGACUCGCCUUACUUUGGGUCGAUGUCGUUGAAGCGGCUGGAUGUAGCGCCUUUCUGGAAGGUGGUGGGCCGCAGCCGCAAGCGAUCACACACACGUCCGCCCUCCCAUUGGCAGCUCGAGGCGUUCUUUGCCUCCACCGUGGCUGGCGAGUGGAUCUUCUUCGGCAGCGUGUGGGUCUUGCUGAUGCGCUUGAGCUGGUUUAUCCACGAGUUGCAGCUGGUGUCCUGCUGUUCUCAUGCUGCCGCCCUCUUCGUGUGGACGCUGGCGGCGAUGCUCUAUCUGCUGUGGACCUACAUGGGUUCUGGCCCUGAGUUGGCGGACAAGUGGCUGGAUGGUUAUGUCAUGGAGUUGGUGCUCUCGAUGGAGAACAUCUUCCUCUACCACAUGGUGCUGGGCGCCUUCAAAGUCCCCCCACGGAUGGCCCGCUUCGCACUUUUGGUGGUCUCCCUCUUCCAGAUGGUCUUCCAAAUGUUCCUCUUCAUGGGCAUCGCGGCCUUCAUCCAAGACCUGGAGAUCUUGCCAUACCUCCUGGGCGCUUGGCUCAUCGUCGUGGGGAUCCAGACCAUGCGUGAUGAUGAUGAAGAAGGCUUCGACGCCGCCAACUCGGAGGCCUAUAAGACCUGCCGCCUGGCGCUGGGCGACCGCCUGCUGCCGCGCUAUGAUGCGGAGGGGCGGAUCUUCGUGUACCAGAAUGGCAAGCUCUCAGUGACGAUGAUGGGGCCCGUGAUUCUGUGCUUGCUCGCCAUCAUGUUCGCCAUGGAGGUGGACGUGACCUUGGCCAAGAUCGAGGAGAUUGACAACCAUUUCAUCGCUUGGUCCUCUUCGGUGCUUGCAGCGUUCGCCUUGCCGGAGCUUUUCGUUGUGGUCUGUGAGCUCUUGAGGCGCUUCUACCUCUUGAAGCCUGCGAUCAGCUUCCUGGUGAUGUUCUUCGGCAUUUUGCUGCUCUUCCGGGACACCAUCGAGCUGGGUGAUGCGGCGGAGCUCAGCGUCAUGCUGGGCAUCGUCUUCGGCUCCAUCCUCGUGUCACCGCUGCUGGGCUAUCCCGAACGCUCGGGCGCCAGCUACGACGGCCUGGAGGGCAAAAGUGCCGCCGAGGUGACGCUCCGUCGGUCCAGGGGCAAGAAGGCCGACGAGGAGUCCAUCUUCGAAACGCGCGAAGGGGAGCGUGAUGAGGAAGUAGCCAGCCUCAAAACGGACGCGACCUUGACUCCCAUCGAUGAGCGGAUUGCGGAGGUGGUGCGCUUGGCCAAGCCCACGGCGACGGUGACCUACGUGGGGAAGGGCACCGAUGUGAGCACGGCGAAGAUGAAAGUGCAGCAGGAUGACAUCUCUUCCCAGCUGGUGGCUUUGGCCAAGGAAGGGAAGUCCGUGUGUCGGCUGAAGGGGGGCGACCCGAGCAUCUUUGGCCGCGUCGGCGAGGAGAUGGAGGAGCUGUGUGCUGGGGAGGUGCCCUUCGAAGUGGUGCCAGCGGUCACCGCGUGCCUGGCGGCCAGCGCCGACGCGCGCGUGCCCUUGACCUUCCGGAACUGUGCCACGGCGGUGCGAGUGCAAACCAUGAACCCGUCGACCAUCAAGGAUGAGCGCUUUGAUUGGUCGCAGUUCGCAGCGCCUGGUACGACCUUCGCGCUCUACAUGGGGCUGAAUGUGGUGGAAGGCGUCACGCAGAAGAUGCUGUGCGCGGGCGUGGCCCCGGGGACGCCCAUGGCUUUGGUGGACCGCGCCUCCUUGCCAGAGAUGCAGGUGGUGGCGGGGACGGUGGAGACCUUGCCGGAACUGGUGAAGGAGCGCAGCGACCUGCCAGGCCCUGCGUUGAUCUUGAUGGGUGAAGUGGUUGGGCUGCGCGAGCGCAUUGCAGGUUUGCGCGCUCCAGUGCCCACGCUGGGCCAACCGGCUAUAGCCUCGGUCUUGGCGCAGCUGCCUUCUCUCAGUGAUGACGAGCUCAGGCAGCUGCAGCAGGAGGUGGAAGAGACGCGCCAGCAGAGGAAGCGGAAGCGCGAGGAGCUGGAGGCCAGCUGA